This is a messenger RNA of Aspergillus bombycis, 708 nucleotides long. Its product is annotated as SDR family NAD(P)-dependent oxidoreductase. The coding region runs from base 1 to 708 and encodes 235 amino acids. The record is from RefSeq and is a predicted model, not a curated record. Lineage: Eukaryota; Fungi; Ascomycota; Eurotiomycetes; Eurotiales; Aspergillaceae. The transcript has 2 exons. Gene Ontology annotation, molecular function: oxidoreductase activity.
AUGGGCUUUGCCACGGCGACCCUUCUCCUGUCCCGGGGCUCACACUUGGCUGUAUGUGAUGUGAAUGAGGAUGGUCUUGCUGCUCUCGUGGAUGGAAUCGAUCCAGCGCAACGAACGAGGGUAGUCACACGCAGAGUGGAUAUCACAGAUCGUGCAGCGGUCAGAUCCUUCCUCCAGUCGGCCAAGGACAUAUUCGGCAGGGUUGACGGCAUUGCGAAUCUUGCAGGCACUGCAGGUCACCGACUUGGUCACGAGGAAAUAUGGCAGAUUGACGAAGCAGAGUACCAGUUCAUUAUGGACGUCAACGUCAAGGGGGUCUUCAACCUGCUGAGCGAAGCGCUCCAUCCCGGGGUGCUACACGAGCAAGGCAGCUUUGUGCAUGCAGCGAGCAUGUUUGCAGAUCGCGGGUUUGCAAAGGGCUCGGUCUAUAGCGGCAGCAAGCAUGCGGGAAUCGGCCUGAUCAAGAGCGCUGCAAUUGAAGCAGGGAAGCGGGGGAUCCGGAUCAAUGUCGUCACGCCUGGUCCCAUAGACACCCCAAUGUUGCGUGCUAAUGAAGAGAGCGGUGCUAAGGGUACUGCUCCAGCUGUACCUCUAGGACGAUUGGGCGAGGCAUCGGAAGUUGCCAAUGUCGUCGCGUUCCUACUAAGUGACGACGCUCGAUACGUGACAGGAGCGACGUGGGCGGUAGAUGGAGGGGCGAAUGCGUGA